Molecule: messenger RNA, 4680 nt
Organism: Exophiala mesophila
Lineage: Eukaryota; Fungi; Ascomycota; Eurotiomycetes; Chaetothyriales; Herpotrichiellaceae
Exons: 3
Coding region: 140-4423 (1427 amino acids)
Biological process (GO): transcription elongation by RNA polymerase II; mRNA transcription by RNA polymerase II; positive regulation of transcription elongation by RNA polymerase II
Cellular component (GO): transcription elongation factor complex
Molecular function (GO): histone binding; nucleosome binding; DNA binding
Source: RefSeq, a predicted model, not a curated record
CCUUUCUGUCCCUGCGCCUCUCCCUCCUUCAACCUCUCGCCAUCUCCUCCUAUCCCUUGGUUCCUCGUGGUUGGAUUCACAGUACUCGAUCCAUCAUCACUCCAAGAACCGGUCCUCUACUCUCCCCCAGACCGUCAACAUGUCUCGAAAUUUCAUAGAGGACACAGCCGAAGUGGAUGAUGAUGAAAACGAAGAUUCCUUCGAUGAAGAAACUGGCGAAGUGCGCGAACAUUCCAACAGAGACAGGAAACACUUUGAUGAUUCCUCAGAAGACGACGAUGACGAUGACGACGAGGAGGCAGCUGCAGAGGUCGCCGAAGGCUUCAUUGUCGACGAAGACGAAGACGAAGACGAUGUUGCCAGGCGCGAGAGAAAACGCGAACGCCGGAAACGACGACGAGAAGAACGUGAUCGAGAAGACGAAAACCUCGACGAAGAAGAUCUCGAACUCAUCGGUCUAAAACCCGCCGAAGAUACGACAGAGCCCAAAUUCAAGCGCCUCAAGCGAGGUCCAAGAGAAGAUCGUGAGACAAAACGCUCAUAUGGCCUCAAUGAUAUGUUCCGCGACAAUUCAGACGAAGAGGACGAUGUCAUCGAGUACAGACGCGCCGAGAGAACCGACCGAAGAGGCGCUCAGGACGAAUUCGAUGAUUUCAUCGAAGAAGAUGUUUUCUCGGACGACGAACAUCAACGCCAGCGCGAGGAUGAAGAGGUCGCCCGAUCCACACGACGUGGCCUUCCCGAUCUAGGCAUCGCCGAUGCUGCCGGCCUUGACGAAGCCGCCCUCGAAGACUUCCGAGCCGCUUUUGGUGACGGCACCGACUACGACUUCGCUCUCGAGAAGGAAUUAGAAGCUGAUGAAGAGGAGGCUCAGAAGGACAAACAUCUCGACCUGAAAGACGUCUUCGAGCCCUCUCAGCUCGCAGAGCGCUUGUUGACGGAUGAGGACAACCUCAUCAGGUUUACCGACGAACCGGAGCGCCAUCAGAUUGCCCGCAAACCUUACAAGCACGUCGAGCUCACGGAUGAAGAAUUCAAGGAAGAGUCCUCCUGGAUCUCGAAGCUCAUGCUGCCUGCGAAACAAUUCCCAUCGGAGCUCCAUGAACCAUUUAAACAAGCUGUGGCACAGGUUUUGGAAUUCAUGGUCAGAGAUGAUUUCGAACCACCAUUCAUCCUGUCAAACCGCAAAGAUUAUCUACUCCAUGUCGUUCAGAGAGUGGUUGGCAGAGAUGAUGAUCGCCGCACCACAUCCGAGGCCACCAGACUCCUCCAGCAACGGGAUCUUUGGCAGAUAUUUGAACAAGACCUCAAAUUUCGAGCCCUAAUCGAAAAGCGACAAGCCAUGAGAAAACUCUAUGGAGACCUGCGAUCCGCAAAUGUACAGGAAGAUCAGACCUUUGAAGAGAUGUUGCCUUUGGCGGCGACCAUGGAAGAAUUGCAGGAUCUACAAGACUACCUGCAUUUCCAGUAUGGAUCCCAGCUUAAAGAUCUCGCAUUGACCUCGAAUGGCGAGACCAACGGGAUCAACAUGUCUCAAAAGAAAGCAUCCACUCGGUCUGUCUUUGAGGAGAUCCGGGCUGCAAAGGCCUAUGGGCUUGUUCGCGGGUUUGGAAUUACAGCAGACGCUUUUGCGCAGAAUGCUUCCCGUGAAGGCGUGAGGACGUAUACGGAAGAUCCCACCGACAAUCCCGAGAGCAUGGCAGACUCCAUGGUCGACGACGAAUUCUCCACAGGAACUCAAGUGCUCAAAGCUGGACGGUCGAUGUUCAUCGAAGAACUCGUCACCAGCCCCAGAUUCCGAGGCCUCAUCAGAAAGAAUGUCUACAUUCAAGGCGUCAUUGACUGCCAUCGUACGGAAAAGGGCCUGAGAAAAAUUGAUGAGCAGCACCCAUACUACGAAUUCAAAUACUUACGGAACCAGGACUUUGGAAGCUUUUUCCAGCAGCCAGAACUUUUCCUGAAAAUGCUCAAAGCCGAGGAAGAGGGCCUGAUCGAGAUCCGAGUUCGACUCCAGGCGAUUGAUACAUACAAGAAGCAGCUGUAUAAGCACAUUGAGACAGACAACUAUUCCACCAUCGCAGACGCUUGGAAUGCUGAACGCCGAGACGCCGUUUCAAUUGCCGUCGACCGCGUCAUGAAACUCAUGGCACGAUUGGUCAAAGAAAAUCUCAAGGAGCAAUGUGAAAAUAACAUUGGUAAUGAAUGCCGGGAAGAGUUCAACCAACGUCUUGACCAGGCUCCGUAUCAACCACGCGGGAUGAAGAAGGGUACCACACCUCGUGUGCUAACUCUAAGCAAUGGAGGUGGCACACCGGGGCGCGACUAUGUCUUCUGGGCGUACGUUAAUGACGAUGGCAGAGUCUUAGAACAUGGUCGAUACAAAGACCUUAGUCCCGGGGAUAGUGAAAAGGGCAUUGCCGAUGGCAAAAAUGUUGCGGAACUCGUCGAAGUCAUCCGCCGCCGAGAGCCUGAAAUUAUUGGAGUGUCAGGCUGGUGUCCCGAUGUCCGCAAGCUUCACUCCAACAUCGUGGCCUUGGUCAAGAACCAUGAUCUCCGUGGACCUGUCUACACCACUGAGGACGACCGCGACGAGAGUGAUUUGCUCGAAGUCCUCAUUGUCAAUGACGAGGUUGCGCGAAUGUACCAGAACAGCGACCGAGCCAAAACCGAUCACCCAGGGUUUCCAACACUAGCGCUAUACUGCGUUGCUCUGGCUCGAUACAUACAAGAUCCACUCAAGGAGUAUGCCGCUGUUGGUCGCGACCUUGUUUCUGUCAACUUCCACCCUGGGCAGAACCUCCUUCCCCAAGAGAAACUUUGGAGAAAGCUAGAGAUGGCCUUGGUUGACAAUGUCAACAUGGUUGGUGUUGAUGUUAAUGAAGCAACAAGUGAUCCAGCCAUUGCUAACCUCCUGCCCUACGUCUGUGGCCUAGGUCCACGUAAAGCCUCCCAUCUGUUGAAGGUCAUGAACCUCAAUGGUGGAUCAAUCUCCACCAGAGAAGAUCUACUAGGCCUCAACGAUGCUCACCAGGCGAUGGGGUUGAAGGUAUGGAACAACGCCGCGGCUACGCUCUAUAUCGAAUUCGACAAGCAAGAGCCCACAUCAGAAUACCUUGACGGAACACGUAUCCAUCCUGAAGACUACGAUAUUGCACGGAAAAUGGCUGCUGAUGCGCUGGAGUUGGACGAGGAGGACAUUGAGGCGGAACGCCAGGAGGGCGGGUCGGCUGCAAUUGUUCGCCGCUUGAUCAAUGAGGAUGCACAAGAUCGCGUCAACGAUCUUGUUCUGGAGGAAUAUGCCGAACAGUUGGAGACCAACUUGAAUUCCAAGAAGAGGUCGACGCUCGAAACAAUCCGCGCUGAACUCAUCGAACCCUACGAAGAACUUCGAAACUCAUUCCGCAGCAAUCUUGGGGAGUCUGAAAUCUUUACGAUGCUCACGGGCGAAACCCGGGAUUCUCUCCAACGAGGAAUGAACGUCCCUGUGGUUCUCAAACGAGUGACUGAUAAUUUUGUGGAGGGCAAGCUGGACUCUGGCCUGGAUGCCGUCAUCGACACGGAGCAGUUUGUGGAAAGUGGCAUAUCGCCCAAGCAACUGUACACGAUUCACCAAGCGGUACAGGGACAUAUCACGUCUAUCAACCGAAAGGACUUUAGCGUCAUGGUGAGCUUACGAGAAGAUGACAUCAAGACGCCCUUCCAAAGAUCCAACCACCAUGAACGCAACUACGAUGAAUGGGACGACCGCGAGGAGGCGGCGGAUAAGAAACUGCUCCAGGAAAAGAGUGAGUCAGGCAACCGAGUUACGCGGGUGAUCAAACAUCGAUUCUUCCGACCAUUCAACUCCAAGCAGGCCGAGGAGUAUCUGGGCAGUCAGAAUCGGGGUGAUGUGGUAAUUCGACCAUCGUCCAAAGGUUCAGAUCACUUGGCUGUGACAUGGAAAGUGGCGGACGGCAUCUUCCAGCAUAUCGACGUGCUCGAGCUGGACAAGGAGAACGAGUUUGCUCUAGGCAAGACGUUGCGAGUUGGAGGCCGUUACAAUUACUCGGAUCUCGAUGAGUUGAUCGCUCUACACGUGGAGAAUAUGGCGAAAAAGGUGGAUGAAAUGACUGGUCACGAAAAGUUCCAGGACAAGUCGAAAUCAGCGCUCGAGGAGUGGCUGACCACGUACACCAACGCCAAUCCCAAGCGAUCCAUGUACCAAUUCUGCCUCAACCGCGAACGACCAGGCUCAUUCCACCUGGUUUUCAAAGCUGGCCAAAAUGCGAAGCUGCAAGACUGGCCAGUCAAGGUGAUUCCAUCAGGAUUUGAACUGAUGAGACAACCAUACCCUACAAUGCGGGAUCUAUGUAAUGGUUUCAAGUUGAUUUUCCAAAACAUGCAACAGUCGCAUGCCAUCACUAGUCGCGGUGGUAGGAGAUGAAAAGGAGAGGGCAUAGGGCCAAACCACCAUGUACUCUUAGUUUGAGGCAGACCAGACCGUUUACAUUCUACGUUUUCGGUAUCAAGGUCAUGAAGAAUUGGAUUGAUAACACAGACAAUUUAGUCUCAAUGGGAAAUAUGGUGAUGAGUAGUCUUAUGGUCGCCUGUGCAUGUCUCGAGUACCAUGCCCAUCACUACACAAUGAGCCGGUCAUGACACACGAUGUAGAAGGAAAGAUAUAUCAUUCUUAUAUCUAUA